Messenger RNA from Fimicolochytrium jonesii, 1339 nucleotides. RefSeq lists its product as uncharacterized. The record is from RefSeq and is a predicted model, not a curated record. NCBI's taxonomy places the organism in Eukaryota, Fungi, Chytridiomycota, Chytridiomycetes, Spizellomycetales, Powellomycetaceae. The coding region runs from base 41 to 1291 and encodes 416 amino acids. The transcript is spliced from 5 exons.
UGCAGCCGUCCGACGCCAGUGUGACGCGUCUUUUGGAGCCAUGCCCGAAAAGCGCAAAAAAACAGCCGACGCCGAGAUCGCAGAAGCGGGCCACGCGCUCGAGAGCCUGCCCAAACGCGCUGCUACUAAACCGAAGGCCCUCGAUACCAAAGCAAGCAGUGGCAAGACACCCGCUGCGAAGAAGAGUUCUAAGAGUCCAAAGAGUCCUACAAAGAGCCCAAAGAGUCCGAAGAGCCCAAAAAGUCCGAAGAGUCCUGCGAAGAAGGAGCGCCCUGCAAAGGCCAAACCCGAGGAUGUCAAGGAGGAGGGAGAAACUUCAGCUGAGCACGGCAAGCGUCCGCGCUCUGGUGAUGGAGGAAAGAAGGCUGCUGCUGUCAAGAAGGAGGGGAAGGAACCUCAGGAGGUCAAGCAUGAGCCGGCUAGUGGCGAAGCCGACACGGCCACUAGUGUCAAGAAAGAGGAGAAAUCCGACGCCAAGGAGGAGCAAGCUGGUGAACUGACAUUAGGGAAAGGCACACUCGAAAAGGGUCAGAUCUACUUCUUCUACCGCCCCAAAGUCGAGCUCACCGAAGCGCACUCCCUCGACGAAGUCCAGCGUUUCAAAAUGAUCCUCCUUCCAACCGGCGGGACCGCGCCCGGCACCAAAAAUCGCAUCGCGAUCCUCAGUCGCAAGCGGCUGCCCAGCACGACGCACCGCGAGCGUUCGUGGGGAUUCAUCGAAAAAGCCGCGGACGAUGUGCGGGACCUUGAGGAGCACCUGAAGAGCGAAACGUAUGAGACAAAGACGAAGGGUACCAGGCAUCUGGAUGCGAUGAGGCCGUGCGGGGAGGGGGUGUAUUCGAUUGUGGAGCAUGGUAAUCAUACGCACUUGGCUUAUGCGUUGGCUAUGCCGGAAACACCUGGAGAGGUCCAGAAAACAUUCAAAAUUGAAAACCAGGGCUCAUUCAUCUUCUCCAUCAAGAACCCCACCAGCCCCUCACCCCCUUGGGCGGGCCUCAGUGCCAAAUCCGCCGCGCAACUCCCCUCUUCCUACACCGCCCUCUUCCGCAACCGCCGUUUCCUCCCCGCCAACCCGCCCUCCUUCCUCGACCACGACCACACGGAGUUCCUCCUGAUCGGCGCGGCGGAGAACGUGGCGGAGGAGCUGGGCGAGACGGGCCAGGAGCUGAUGGACUAUGAGGAGGGCGAGCAUAAAGAGGUCGUGAGGUUGCAGGAUGAGAAAGUGUUUAAGGAGCUGCAGUUGGAGAGGGGGGGUUUUAAGGCUGAGCCUUUGUUUGGGGAGUGGGCUUGAGGUGGGCGGUGGUCGCCCGGGGCGAUAUCGAUAUAGCGACCUCUUUUC